GAUUGUUUUGGUCACACUUAUUUUUGUUUUUCUCUAACACCUAUUUGUAAAAAUAGGUUAGGUGGCCGUCCGCAUGGAAUUUAAAAACCGGACGAAAUAAUAAACACAACACGGAAGUGGAUAGAAUAACAUAUUGUUUCGCUGAGCAAAAAACAAAUUGAGAAUAGUAGUGUGUAAACACACUCCGUUUUCUUAAACUUUCACUGUUUUAAUUAAUUAAUAUCUCAAGAUGCCUUACGCUCGUAAAAAAAUGCACAGUGGCGAUACACAUCUUCGUCGUAGAUGGAGGUUGAGAAAUCGGAAAAAAGAUUUGGACGAAAUUGACGCUGAUUUGAAGAGCGAUCCAGAGAAACUGUUAAAACAAGAGGUUGAUCUUGAUAAACCAGGUUUUGGACAGUUCUACUGCAUUCACUGUGCUACAUACUAUAUCAACGAUCAAGCAAUGCAAGCCCAUUUUCGGACAAAGGUGCACAAGCGACGUCUGAAAGCAUUGGAAAUUGAACCUUACACCGUCGAGGAUUCGUUGCGAGCAGCAGGGCAAGGUAGCUUCGUGCAACCGCAAAAACGAAAGAUGGAAACACAACCAAGUCUUGCUGAUGUGGACGAUGGUAAACGAAUUAAAGUGGAUACUAUUAUGGAAGAAGAGAAACCUGCAAAACAGGAACUGUCCAAGGCGAAAAAAAUUACAGAUUAUAAGAAAGUGAUGGAAGAGUUGAAAUAA
Anopheles nili is the source of this 721-nucleotide messenger RNA. RefSeq names its product zinc finger protein 593 homolog. NCBI's taxonomy places the organism in Eukaryota, Metazoa, Arthropoda, Insecta, Diptera, Culicidae. The transcript has 2 exons. Bases 230 to 721 code for a protein of 163 amino acids. The record is from RefSeq and is a predicted model, not a curated record. Gene Ontology annotation, molecular function: nucleic acid binding; zinc ion binding.